AACCAUCUUAAAGUCAACUGCUGAGCAUAGCACACCAAAUGACUAACUCAUUCUAGCAUAUGCAAGACUUCUACGUGUACAGGUUGCUCGUACACAUUGUGUUAAGGUAUUAACGCAUCAAGUACAAUAUAACUUUAAAAGUAAGGAUGCCCGCUUCGCACCGAAGGCUCAACUGACAAUUGGUAGGUAUGACAAUGGCUUCUACGGGUUGGAGCACAAUGCUUGGUCUUGCAAGCUUUUCCCACAAAUUUCUGCAGCAGGUGAACGCAGGUUUUUUUAAGCGACAUCGCAAACACGGGCAUGCAGUACAUUGCAGUGGCUGUAGCCACAGUUUGCGUUGUGGUGGUAAGCGGAUAUCGUAACUGUACAGAAUCGGGGGGCUGCGACUCUCAGCCAGAAUGCAGCGAACUGGAGGAACCCGUGUUCGGAAGCCCUCGGUUAGACUCGUUCUGCCGACCUUUGUUUACUCCCCAUUCUGAGCGGGAGAAACUCCGGACCUGCGUUUGCAAGCACGGUUACGUCCGCAACUCCUGGGAUGAGUGCGUGCCAAGGAAGGAUUGCAUGCGCUGCAAAUUUCGCUGGCAAACGGACUUUCGAACCUGUGCGUCCGGCUGCCCGGCGACAUGCAAUAGGGCAGAUGACAUCGUGUGCCAGAUUCCCUGCGCCCCCGGAUGUGAGUGCCCACCUGGCUGGAAACAACACCCGGUCUUCGUGAGGAUGUGCAUCAGGGAUGACAAGUGUCCUCGAAAAUGUCGACGUCAUUCGUCGCUUCAGCAAUGCGUAUCGAGCUGUGCUCCGCAGUGCGGUAAACCUCGGCCCCUAAAGUGCGUUACCAGCUGCGGCACGCCCUCCUGUGUAUGUGAUAAAGGGUACGCCGAACUUCUGCGAGCAGGGGUGAAGUCCUGCGUGCGGCAAGAAAGAUGUCCCAAGCUCAUCAGCUUGACUCGAUUGUUUACACCUAUGCGGAGAGAUCAUGCCAUAGACCGAGAAACAUCAUUUGGUACCGGUGGGUAUCUGGCAACCAGUGCAGGCGCGCGCAGAGAGCCUUCGCCAUGGUUUAGUGCAGCAGGCCUCGUCGGGCCCGGAGAGGCUGUAGGAAGAAGACCUAGAUCCUCAUCUAUUAGCGAACUACCUGGUGAAGGUGCUUACGAUACCGGCACACCAGAACUAUCACCCCUUUUUGAAGAAUCACGUGUUUCAGUAUCGUAUAAUGAGGCACCUGUCGAACACUACCGAAGGGUCCCGCCCAAUUCAGGCGCUUUCGCAUGGCGUGAGACUGCAAGAUAUGGUGGAGUUGGUGUAGGCUUUUACCCAUGGUCUGCUCUGUUACGGAAUCCCACAGGACUUGGUCGGAUCGCCAUUAGAGUUUACCCAUGGACUACUACACCACGUGUGACUGCGGGAUAUGUAUUGAACGGUUACGGAGUUGACCCAUUGGUUACACCUUUAGGUUUUGCUGAGGGAUAUGGUAAGGCCAGUUCUGUUUAUUACCCAUGGGGUACUCCGUUACGCGGGACUAUCGGGUACGGCUGGGCUGGUUACGGAAUCUAUCCAUGGGGAACGCCACUAUUGGUUACCCCCAUAUAUGGAGGAUCUGCAUUGGGAUUCCAUCCAUGGCGUAGACUGUCAUCUGGUGUAACUAGGUAUGAUGGAUCCGGUGUUCGACUUCUCGGGUAGUAUUCAUAGAUAUGGCGCAGAAUACAUAAAAGUAGGUUUUAGUAAGCGACCAGAGAGUACAAAUAGAAUUCGUUCCGAUAGGUAUAGCAUAAGUAAGCACGACGAUAAUUAUAUUCCCAUAAACGCGUACUUGGAGGCCAUAUCGCAAGACAUCUCCAUGUCCAUCUCGCAUACUGAUCAGAGGUCACCACAACGCACUGCGAAUACGCAGACAUAGGACUAAAACGAAACUGUCAUUGAAAGGGCUCGUAGGAUCUUUCCUAAGAGAAAGUAAUAAAAACCUAUUUUUUACAGAAAC
Molecule: messenger RNA, 1975 nt
Organism: Dermacentor andersoni
Lineage: Eukaryota; Metazoa; Arthropoda; Arachnida; Ixodida; Ixodidae
Source: RefSeq, a predicted model, not a curated record